Messenger RNA from Symbiodinium pilosum, 952 nucleotides. The record is from the annotation of a GenBank genome assembly. NCBI's taxonomy places the organism in Eukaryota, Dinophyceae, Suessiales, Symbiodiniaceae.
GCCACAGCGAACAACUUGCUUUUCACAGGGUGCCGCUCCACGAAGCUGCCGGAGUUUGACAAAUCAGCAAUUGACGGUGUUUGAUCGUUUGCAUGGUCAACACAGCCGUAAACUGCAAGACUUGCAGGAGCGGGCAGCUGCUGCAGAAGAGGAGAGGCAAGAGCGAGCUCAAGAACUCCAAAGCAGAACCGUUUGCGUAAGAUCCGCGGCGGCUGCGCAGGCUGCUGGCCAGCGCCUCUAUGACAAUCGGAAGGCAAAGAAAACCAAGGCUUUCGGUGCGGACACGGCGGACACGAUGGAGGCGAUGGAGGCGAAGGCAGAGAUGCAGGCUGCGCUGAUGCGAGCGCAUGCGGAGGUUCGUUCACUCCCUGGUGCAGAGCCGCGGUGGGAACAGCUCUAUGCUGCUGCACAGCGUCAGCAGGAGCGUGUACAACACCGCCGCUUUUUGCAGGAGAUGGAAGAAGAGCAGUGGCUCAAAGACCACUCGCUACACCAGGGCAACUUGCACGAGGAUGCCUAUGCGCGCUUGUAUGAGGAUGCGAAGCAGCGAAGUCGGCGUCUCUACGCGAAAGAGCAAGCGCAACUUGCAGCUGAAGCACGGCAACUGUCAGGGGCCUGCGUCCACAACACCUAUUCUGGAAGCUUGGGCUCGGAAAUAGCGACUCAGAGAGCACGCUGUCUGUACGAGGACGCGCAGCAGCGGCGGGAGAGGCUUGCUGCGAAGAGAGAGCUGCAGAAUGAUACUGUUCAGCGAGCUGCAGCAGCACCCAACAGUUCAAGAGUAGGCAGUUGCAACAUGGCAGCCUCCUCUAUCCCAAAUCGUGUAAUCACCACAUCACCGCCAGCCAUGGCGGUCGGCCUCUUGCGGCAGUCAAAAGAGCGGCCAAACCCGGUUGUCAUGUCAGAACUGUUAAUGUCCCGCACCACUUCCUGGCGACCGACCAGCAGUUAA